Messenger RNA from Prunus mume (Japanese apricot), 600 nucleotides. The record is from RefSeq and is a predicted model, not a curated record. Lineage: Eukaryota; Viridiplantae; Streptophyta; Magnoliopsida; Rosales; Rosaceae.
AUGGUAACUAUAUUCAAGUCAUAUGGGUUGUGGACUCUGGUGGAGAAAGGAAUCACAAUUCCAAAUUUGAAGAAGAAGAAGUUAGCUGAAGAACUAUUAGCAAAACAAGAUGAUGAAAAGAUGGUUGCGAUCCUUAUGAAAGAUGCAAAAGCUCUGAGGAUGAUUCAAAAUGCAUUUUCCGAUCAGAUCUUCCCUCAUAUUGCCAAUAUAGAUUCAGCUAAGAUGAAAGCUAACUAUGCAAAUCAAGUGGGAGUAACAGGAAAUUUGUUUUAUGCCAAUAGUACCAUCUCUGAAACAGGUGUUAAUGGUGAGUGGUACAUAGACAGUGGCUGCAGCAAUCAUAUGACUGGGGAUAGAAAACUGCUAGCUGACAUAAGAAUAAAUGUAAUAGGCAAGGUACAAAUGCCAACUGGAGAGCUUGUAAAUGUAGUUGGAAGAUCUAAUCUGGUGAUUGACACUAGCAAAGUUAGAAAGUACAUCAAAGAAGUGAUGUACCUACCUAGGUUGAAGGAGAACUUGCUAAGUGUGGGACAGAUGGAUGAGCAUGGUUAUUAUCUGCUAUUUGGAGGCAAAAUGUGCAGUAUUUUUGACAAUGCUUAA